AUGGGAAAUCCAGAACUUGAAUACAGCAGCAAGCGUGCCGAGGCAGUAUCGAAUACCGAGGUAGUAUCCAAUCCUCCACCAUAUUCUUCUAUAACAGAGUCUAUCGAUGAGCCACCGACCUACCGACAACCAAGCGCAUCACACAGACUGUCCUGCGAUGGGUUCUCUAGAUCCGAGGGGACGGUGGUCAUUGAUGAAUGUAUCACCCACCUGAAGCUGUUAUCCACGAUUGCCAAACUUCGCAACUUCAUUAAAGGAACGGACAAACUCUUCGGAAUCCACGAUAGUGAAGUCAGGAACUUUUCAGACCCCCGCAAGCAGGCCCAAGCAGCUGCCCGGAUUCAGGAAAAGAGAUGGGCUGUUUAUGUGGCCAGAGCUGUGGACCGAUUCACUGUUUGGUGGCAGACUUGCCUACCGAAGCUCAAUACCAGUCGUAUCUCAAAGCUGAAUAGUUCAUCUGAUGCCAAAAUAGCAUGGUCUGCUAAUGUGAUGCCACCACUUGAUGUCAUCAUGGUCUGGCAUGCAUUUAUGCUUAAUCCGCGUGCCUUUCUCGAGGAUUGUCUGCGUCAAUCUAAAAUGAGCUUCUGGGCGACUGGGUUGCCGUGGGAUGUAAUAAACGCAUCCAUGGACGACAAGACGCUUGUCUUCUACCCAGGCAGUGAAGCGAGGAUAAACUUCGAGACGAGAACUGGUCGUUCCUGGGAAAAUGUUCACGAUAGUCCCGCAAAAUCUCUGCCUUGCUUCGGGUGUAAGCAGGAAAUCAAUGCUGCCUGGACGGAAGGAUCAUUUGGAUGCCAUACAGACGUCGCUUUUGCACACUGCAUUGGAUAUGCGGAUAAGUCUUUGCGAGUUUCAUGCCCAGGAUGCAAAUUCAGUACCACACACGAUACUCUUCGCGUACAGAAGUUUCGCAGUGAUGUGCAGAAGUUGUUGAAAGAUGAUAUGCCUAUGCCCGGCACGCUUUUGUCACAGAAUGGCACUCCCGCCGACGAUGAAAAUGGCGAUAACGUGUCUUUCCCAAACCGGCUUAUUAAGGAAGGCAUCAGAAGCGAGCUCCUGCAGCUUACUGAUCUCACUGAAAAUGAACGCACCACCAUUGAAACAAUCCGCGACCACCUCGAGGGAUAUCUGAAAAGUCGUUCGCUAAUGCGUCGCGUGAACAAGACAAUACUGGCUUCUGGGAAUUCAAGUAUGCCAGAGAGGAUAUCUCUUCGCAAUAUGCUCUCGAGAUAUUGGGACAAUUCAUCCCCGUUCGCCAUCGACUUGGUCGGGGCGGUCAUACGCCAAGGGACAUUUGUGGACAAGAUGGACAAUAUCGGUUGGAUGCAUUCGCCAAACCUGAGAUCGACCAUGGGCCACUUCAUCGGCAAGUACGACGUGUUCUUCCAAAUAAUGGUCAAGAAUAAAGGCCAUGCUGUUGUCCCCACUCUCGAUGUCGACCUGAUUUGGCACACGCACCAGCUCUCUCCCAUUCGCUAUUACACCUUCUCUACUGCGCAGAUGGAGGGAGUAUUCAUUAAUCAUGAUGACAAAAUCGACGAAAUAAAGCUCAACGAUGCCUUCGCAUGGACCUCAAGACAAUACCAAAAGCUCACUGGCGGAAAAAUAUACAGUGAAUGCACAUGCUGGUAUUGCGAAGCAGUACGUGAGUCCAACAACCAGGGACUUGGGAGGUUGAUUCCAUCCGCCCUCCAUGCCAAGACCAACGCUGCUCUUCUUCACAGCAGUGCCGACAAUUCCACCGGCGGGGGUAAAAGCAAAGAGUCGCAUAUUUCGUCCCAUAACGCAGUUCGCAUCCUGGCCCAGGCUGAUCCAAAGGCAAUGCAGACCAAGACUGCCCAGCUUGAAUCGUGCUGGGAGAAAGCGCAGCGACGAUCACACAGUCGCAGUCGCAGCAGAGGCGGUGGUAGUGCCCACGAAGACCCAUCACGGAAGACCAGCUAUGGCCCCUACGCGCGGGAUCCAGAUAUCCAUCGUGAAAUAUACCCCUGCAAUCCAGCCUGCGUGAAUAUCACGGCCGGCGUGGCGGGCAACUGUAUGAGCGGAACACAGGGCGUCGGGCUUGCGCAAGGUGCAUGCGCGAGUGGCACCAUGGCUACCCAGACAAGAUCGAAAGGCAAAAGCUUCUGCUCUGGCAUAGCAGGUUGUGGUAUGAGUCUCUAG
Molecule: messenger RNA, 2163 nt
Organism: Penicillium egyptiacum
Lineage: Eukaryota; Fungi; Ascomycota; Eurotiomycetes; Eurotiales; Aspergillaceae
Source: the annotation of a GenBank genome assembly